AUGGAAUAUCAUCAACCAGUGAACUGUCUUCAACCAGGCUACGUCGCGUUUAUCGAGAAUCUCCUGCCUCCCUGCCCUUGCCGUUGCGGCUUGCACGAGUCGUGCCCGGCGGCCAGAACAGAUUCCGCUCCCCCUUCCGCCGUAGUCGCGCGCGCAUCCUCUGCGCUGCCCUCUAAGCCUCUCAUGAGGCAACUUUCGCGGCAGGCUGGGGAGGCGGAACCCGCGCCGAUCCCCUCCCAUCGCCCGUCCGCACCGCUCUUGGCUGCGAUACCGCGAACAGCUAGCUUCGAUACUGGGUCCGCCAUGGCGGCGGCCGGCCGCAGCGCGCCGAGCGGUCGCGCCGCUUCUGGCGCGGGCGGCGCAGCGCGACGAGUGGAUCUAAUGGCGCUGUUGGAAUCGUGGGAGAAGGAGCUCGGAACGUCGUCGGAUGAGGAGUCCGUCGAGGGGGACAGGGUUCCUCGGUACGGCGCGGGGAGGCCGCGCGAAGAAGGACAUUCGGCGAAUAGGAUUACCAGAUUCUCCUCGUUCAACGGUUCUUCCUACAACACGAGGAAAUUUGCGGAAGGAUCGGCGGAGGGCGCCCCGGAGGGCUCGGCGGAGCGGAAAGAGGGUAUCAUGGCGCAAGGGACCGUGGCGGGAGCGGCAGCGGGGGCGGCAGCGGGGGCGGUGGCGACGGGGGCGACGACGACGUGGAAUCAUAGCAGGGUGGGGAGAAUCACCAAAUGGCGGAAUGCUGCAGAUGCCGCUCCGGGGAAUCCGGCGGACGGCGGACUGUCGGGAUCCUUCCGCGCGCGCGAGUUUCGGCGGCAGGCGUCAUUUGUAGAGCCCUCGCGCGCCGCCGCGAAGGCGCAGCCGUUCGGCGCGCCUAGUAACGGGUCACCGGAGCAUGCCUUUGUCGCGUACAUGGCUCAGCAGCGAUCCAGCCUGGAAAACCUCGAAGACGCCGCGUCGUUUUUCUGCGGCGCCGCGCACCAGGCCCGCUCCGACGAUGACACAGCGGUAGCGAAUAUCGAGCUUGCUUUUCCAUCUGCGGAUAAAAUCUCCUCCGGUGGGAUCGCAGGCCGAAAUGCCAUCCAGACUUUUUCUGACAAGACGGGAGCGUUGGGAAGUUUCGCGGAUGCAGCUCUGCCCGUAGAUCCGCCGGAGGAGGUAAGCCGCGCGUUGGCGGUGCUGUCGCAAUGGCGCGCUAAGGCGCAGAGCGGACGCGGCGAGAACGUGAGACAGCAAGUCGGAGGCAAUGCCAAAUCUCCUCCGUCCGCCGGUCCAUCGGAUAAGGUUGCUUCCGCAGGGUCCGCGGCUUCCGCUGCGUUCUCAUCAGUGUUCCCUCUCUCGUCCGCCGCUUCGCCUCCCGCCAGCCCUUCCGCCCCCCCGCACUCCGCCACCUUCCCCCUUUCCCUCGCGGGGUCCCCCGGCUCCCCCUCUUCCGACUCUUCCCCCACCCGCACUUCAUCCACGUCGUCUUCCGCCGUCCCCAUUGCGGCGCCUGUUACAGAUGCCAAGUCAGCAGCCGCUACCGCGCUCGCCAUCAUGCCAAUCAUGGCCAGGCACGCGCACGCGCGGGGGCUGGUCGGCGGACAAGCUACGCGCAACGCGCGCGCGGUCGGCGCAGAUUGCGGGAGGCCCGCUGCCGUGGAGUGUUGCGCGGACGCGCUGCCUGGCGCGCGCAGGGCGAACGCGGAGGGGGAAAAGGCCGUUGAUUUCGCCAACCAUAGCGGCGGGAUUCAGGCAGUUAGUAGCCGAAGGGGGGGCUGGGGAAGCGCAGGGGAAUGCGACGAGGGGCAGGCGGGAAGAAUCGGGGGACUUGGGGGUGAGGUCGCAGGCGCGGGCGCAGACGCAGGCGCAGGCGCGGGCGCGGGCGCGGGGAUGGUUCCCCCUCGCAGCCACGUACAGGCGCUGCUGGAGGACGCGCGGAGCCGGCGCGAGGCGUAUCUGCGCAUCCGAAGCCGCAGCGCGUCGCUCUCCGUAUCCCCCUUUACUUUCGCCCCUCAUGCGCUCACUCCCGCGCCCGGCCCUCCCCCCGCUACUGCCACGCCCGUUCCAGCCCCAUCCCGCGUGCAAACGUUUUCCCGCCUAGACAUCCCGUUGUCUCCCCACUGCGUCUCGUCCACCUCCCCCUCCCCCUCGCCUUCCCCCUCCGCGUCCCUUCCCCCGCCGCUCGCUUUGUACGCUGGCACAAACUCCCCCCCGCUCUCCCUCGCGCACAUUCAGCUGCUGUCGCAGAAGCGCGGAAGCGGGGGAGAAGGCGGAGCGGCAGGGGAAGCGGGGGGAGCGGGAGAAGUGGGGGGUGAGGAUGUUGGUCUGGCGCAAUCCCAGAACCACAUUUCCGCCGCGGCUUGCGCCGCGGCCGCCUUUACCGGCGCAACAGGCGGAGGGUUGGGCGCUGCAGGCGGAACUUUGGUCGCAACAGGCGGAGAGCUGGGCGCGGAAGGCGGAAAUCUGGGCGCAACAGGCGGAGCGGAGGCGGUGCAGGCGUGGCGGCACGGGGAAGGGCAGGCGCAGAGGCGCAGCGGCAUGCCGCCCCUGUCCCCGCGGUCGUCCGCACCAUUGGGGGUCACGGUCUUUGGCGCGCGGGGAAGGCCCGCACAGAAGCCAGACGCUGCGCGCAAUCUCUUAGUCUCGCUCUCCCCCUCCGCCUCCUCCCCCUCGCCUGCUUCCCCCUCCGCCUCCCCCUCCCCCCGCGCACUCCUCCCCGGUGCGGUGAAGCAGAGCUUUUCCAGCCCGCUGCCGCUCUUGCACCCGCCGUAUGAGGCGUCUAGCAAUGCGCCCCUGUCGCACCCGCCACCCGCUCCUGUCUCGCCUCCACCGCUCUCACCUGGCCCCUCUCCUCCCCAUUCCUCCUUCUCCGCCCCUCUUUCCUCCUCCCCCUUCUCCGGCCCUCUCACCUCCUCCCCAUUCUCCGGACCUCUCUCCUCCUCAUUCUCCAGCCCCCUCUCCUCCUCGCUCCCUUCCGCCUCGCCCCUCACGCGCGGCCUCUCCAAAACCUCUCUCAAGCGCGCCCCCUCCCCCACAGCCGUCCACGAGUCACCCCAGUCAACGCAGAGGGCGCCGUCCCCUCGAGUGGGCUUCGAGUGCGGUCAGCAGGCGCCGUCCCCCCGCGCGCGGGGCAGUGGCGGCACAGCCACAGUCGCAGGCGCAGGCGCAGGCGCAGGCACAGCUGCAGCUGCAGGCACAGAAAGCGUUUCGCCUGGCGUUACAUUGGAUGGCGAUGCUGCUGCUGCUGCCAGCAGCAGCGCUGGCGGUGUUGCCAGCUGUCGCUUUCCGUCGAGCCGUUCCGUGGAUGCAGGCAAGCCAGGUGCUGCUGCUGCUGGGGGGGGCUCGCGCGGGCGCAGGCUGAUGAAGGGCGGCAGCGCGCAGGAGCGCGGGCUGGCGCGCAUAGGCGAGCGAGACGAGCCGUGGGGUGCUGUGCCUUCCUCCGUGUCCGCUUCAGGAGUCGUUUCUGUUUCAGCAUUAGCGGCAGACGCAGCAGCUGCAGGUGCAGCAGGUGCAGGGGUUGCAAGGGGUGCAGCAGGGUUGGGAGGGAUGGCAGAGGGAGCAGCAGGGAGCAGGGAGUAUGUGAAUUGGAAAGUGCAGAUCCCACAUUCCUGGAAAGCCCCUCCGACCAUUAUCGUGCCCUCUCCCUCCUCCUCAUCCCCCUCCAUCUCCUCCCUCUCCUCUAUCCCCUCCCUUUCCUCCUUUCCCUCCUCCUCUUCCAUCCCCUCCUCCUCCUCUAUUCCCUCCUCCUCCUCCUCCUCCUCCUCUUCUCUCGCCUUUGCGUUGCCUGCCCCCACAAGUCAAUCUCCAAUGCUGCCUUCUGCUACUGCUGUUGAGGCUGCUGCGUCUCAAAAUUCAUCCCCAGUGCUGCCCUCACCUGCGGCACCUGAUGAAACACCUGAGGGGACACCUGAAGCGGCACCUGAAACGGCACCUGAAGCUCGCAGUGUCGCUUCUGAGGCGACUCGCAGCAACUCUUCCUUCCUCCGACGACCAGCCACCCCAUACCUAGCUCCACCUGCCGUUACCGAACCAGCCACACUCACCGAGCCUGCACCAGCAUCUGCUACCGAGCCUGCUGCUGAGGCUCGGGGGAGGGUGGGCGGGUUCAGUGAGCCAAUGAAACGAGUGGUCCGGUUCAGCAAGGAAGGUUCGGUCCCUUGCAACGAGCAGCAUUCCCUCUCAGGCUCUUUUCCUGCUGUCGCUCGCUCUCAGGGGGCGGGUCGCCGCUCCCUCUCCCCGCCCUCUGCCCUCUGCUCCUCUGCUGCGGCCAGUGCAGGGCAGGUGAGCGCAGGGCAGGUGAGUGCUUCCGUGAGGGCUCGUGAUGGUGGCAGUGCGAAGCAUGGUGGCAGUCGGCUAAGUGGUGUGCAGCAGAGGAAGGCCGGUGAGACCAAGGGUGGUGGGAGGAGGGGUGGCGGGGUGAAGGCUGGUGAGAGUUCCUGUGGGGAGGAGGAGUUGCAGCAGCAACAGCAGGAGCAGCAGAAGCAGCAGCAGGAGGAGGAGGAGGAGGAGGAGGAGGAGGAGGAGGAGGAGGAGGAGGAGGAGGAGGAAGAGGAGGAAGAGGAGGAAGAGGAGGAAGAGGAGGAGCCAGGAGUGGAGAGUGCAAGGCGGUAUGUGCUGCGCCGGCCGUAUGCAUACGUGCAUGCGGCCUACAGCAUGGAUGGGGAAGCAGAUGGAGCAGAGGGAGCAGCGGCAGCAGCAGCAGCAGCGGUGGCACCUGGAGCAAGGGCAGUGGGGGUGGAGGAGCGGGCGUGCGUGUGCAGGAGGACGGGGAGGCAGUACUGGUGCCGCACGCUGUGCAAGGCGGCUCUCAGAAGCGCAGCAGCGGUGGAGGCGGUGGGGCGCAAGGUGGCCAUGCUGGAGAUGGUGCGGGGGGCUCCGCAUGUGGUCACCAUGCUGCGAGCAUUUGAGGACACGCAGGCCAUCCACAUGGUAUUGGAGCACUGUCCCGGAAGCAACCUUGCCGAUCGCCUCGCUUCCUGCCGGGCCUUCUCCGAGCCUGACGCCGCAGCUGUGGUUCGGCAGGUGGCGGCAGGUCUGGCGGCGUGCCAUGAGAUGGGGGUGGUGCACCGGGGAGUGAGUGCGGAGGCUGUGCUGCUGAUGGGGCAGGAGGGAUCCCCUGUGGAUGUGCGGUUAUCUGGCUUUCAACAUGCCACCUUCUUUGAACCUGGUCGCCUGCACACGGAGGCAGUGGGAGCACCGGCAUACAGGGCACCGGAGAUGAUCCAGGGGGGGUACGGCCCGCCAGCAGACGUGUGGAGCCUUGGGGUGUUACUGCACCUCCUGCUCUCCUCCCGCCUCCCCUUCCACGCCUCCUCCCCCGCCGCCCUCUCCUCCUCCAUCCUCAACGACCCCGCCUCCCUUCUCUCUGCACCUACCAGUGACUCACAGCCGCAUGGGCAGUCGCUGCCACUGCCCGGAGCUGUGCCGCCCGGUGCACAGCUGCACGGUGCAGGGCUGUCAGGGGAGGGUGUGGUGUCGGCGCCAUCGUCCGCUGCGUCUUCACCUGGUUCUGCGUCCUCUCAGUGCUCUCCCUCUUUCAGUCAGUCCCCGUCUCCUGUCGCCACUUCAGCUGCUGCUGCAGCAGCAGAGGCAGUCACAGGAAGGGUGGAGGGGAAGUAUGGGGAAGGCGAAGGGCAGAGCACAGAUGGGUAUGAGGUAUCAAUGGCAGGGCAAGUGGCUGUGUCAGAGGCAGGAGUGUUGGGUACGGAGUCGGUAUCACCAGCAGUUCCCAAUGCGCCUGGAGCAGGCACCAGUGGGGCAGAUGGGAGUGGGAGUGAUGGGAGUGGUGGUGAUGGAGUCGCCGGGGUGGAGGGUGAGGUGCAGGAGGGUGUGUGGUGGGUGCAGCUGUCGCCUCCAGCGGUGGACCUGCUAAGGCGCAUGCUGGAGAAGGACCCUGGGAGGCGCAUAGAUCUGCAACAGGUGCUGCAGCACCCCUGGAUUCAACGAUUGUGA
Closterium sp. Naga37s-1 is the source of this 5925-nucleotide messenger RNA. The record is from the annotation of a GenBank genome assembly. Lineage: Eukaryota; Viridiplantae; Streptophyta; Zygnematophyceae; Desmidiales; Closteriaceae.